Messenger RNA from Pararge aegeria (speckled wood butterfly), 1440 nucleotides. RefSeq lists its product as uncharacterized. The record is from RefSeq and is a predicted model, not a curated record. Gene Ontology annotation, molecular function: calmodulin binding. Lineage: Eukaryota; Metazoa; Arthropoda; Insecta; Lepidoptera; Nymphalidae. The transcript has 10 exons. The coding region runs from base 35 to 1342 and encodes 435 amino acids.
UAAUAGCUUUAAAAUUUUUAUUCAAAUUCGCAAUAUGAAUGAACUGUUACAAAAGCAUGGAUGUGCCAAUGUGUUUUCAGUUCCUGAAGGUCUGAAGGAGCUCAUGGCAGAUAUAUCACGAGAAGUCCUACGCGCACAGCCUCAAGACUUAAACGACUUCAUAGCGAACUACCUGUCCGUUCUCCUCAUCACCCGCGAGCACGGUGUCAUGGCGGUGAGGAUCCUGGAUGACCUGUGCGACUGCAGGCCCACCCUGCUUGAGCACCUACACCAGCUAGGGUUGGACGGGGCGCAGACGCAGCUACUCGCAGAUGUUAUCAAGGAGGAGAUUGAAGGCUCGGAAAAGGACGAAGGAAAGGAAACAGUCAAGGAGUACCAGAUUAUAAAGAAGAUUUUGGCAAGACGGCAACUAGACGAGGCGAUGACGGCGAAAGUCUGUCAGGUCGCGAGAAACGCCUAUCGUGACUACUGGUACAGGAAGGAGACUUUGGAAAAGGGUUUAAAAGUGAAGUCCAAUAUACCAUGGGAGGUUGCAGCUGAGCACACAUUGGAACUAUACAAGAAAACAAAACCUACUUUCACCGAAUUGGCUAGAGCUACCGAGAAAAUACAGGCAGCAUACAGAGGCUACCAUGUCCGAAGAAAUAUCCUCCGCCACUUGCAACCAAAAACAAAGAAGAAAGCUCCUAAGGCUGAGCUGCCGGGUCCCCCGAUGGACCUUGGUGGGUCCAGAGAGAUUGAUUUGGGGCCGAUUAUUGAUAUAAAAGUACGCGCGGAUAAUGUCAAAGCGAUGUUCGACCAACACACCAACCAGUCGCUCGGACUUGCAUACGACCCAAUGAAGACCAUAACACACGUGCCUGAUGAUGAAGAAUUUGCGGAAGCUCCUGUUGCCAGGGACAGAUCCGAACAAAGGUCGUUAAUGGUGGGAGACAAGAUCGGUCACGUGUCCACGAUACAGCCUCAGUUACCCAUGACCACAACUGAGCAGAUCCAGUCGAGGACCAGUCGGGCUAGCAUCGAUCCUGCAUCUCGCCUAAGUCGUUUACCAAGUUCGACAGAGCCAGGCCAGGGCCGCCUUCCGAGCGUUGCACCUGUAGAGGGCUCCAACCUGAAGAUUUCUUUUGCAAAUGUCCCGCCAGAGGUGAUCCAAAUCAUUUCUCAAGCAACCUCCGAAGCCGAUCCUGCAGAAAUUCCAGAGGAUAUUGUUCAAGAUGACCUCGACCGCUCGGACGCGGAUGUUAGUGAGCCAACAGAUUCGGUACCAUCAUCUGCCCCCAGCACCGCCAAUACUACUGACGUGGAAGACGAGACCGGUCUGAACAGUGCUGAUGAAGACUAGCACAGGGAAGAAUCUAUACCUACUACAUUAUUAUUAUAUUAUUGUGUCUGUUUGUUACCUGGUCCCUACGACCUAUCUAUCUGGUUAAUACUAACGGA